AUGUCUGCUCUCAAGGCCGGUGACAGCUUCCCCGAGGGAGUUGCUUUCGCAUGGAUCCCUCCCAGCAAGGAGACCAGCGAGUUCAGCCAGUGCGGUAUCCCUAUCAAGUACGACGCCUCCGCCGAGUUCAAGAACAAGAAGGUCGUCAUCAUCUCUCUUCCCGGUGCCUUCACCCCCACAUGCAGUGCCCGCCACGUCCCCGGCUUCAAGGAGAACAAGGACAAGCUCGUUGAGAAGGGUGUUGAUCAGGUCAUCGUUCUCGCUCACAACGACGCCUACGUCAUGUCCGGCUGGGGCAAGGCCAACGGUGUCAACGACGAGUUCAUUGUCUUCGCCUCCGACUCCGACCUCAAGUUCGCCAAGAGCCUUGGCUGGACCGUCAACAACGGCGAGCGCAGCGACCGCUGGGCCAUCGUUGUCGACCACGGCAAGGUCACCUACGCCGCCAAGGAGGAGGAGCUUCAGUCUCUUGACUUCUCUGGUUUCGAUGUCGUCUACAAGCACCUGUAA
This is a messenger RNA of Clonostachys rhizophaga, 510 nucleotides long. The record is from the annotation of a GenBank genome assembly. Lineage: Eukaryota; Fungi; Ascomycota; Sordariomycetes; Hypocreales; Bionectriaceae.